Thermothelomyces thermophilus ATCC 42464 is the source of this 1730-nucleotide messenger RNA. RefSeq lists its product as uncharacterized. Lineage: Eukaryota; Fungi; Ascomycota; Sordariomycetes; Sordariales; Chaetomiaceae. The record is from RefSeq and is a predicted model, not a curated record. The coding region runs from base 57 to 1682 and encodes 541 amino acids. Gene Ontology annotation, cellular component: P-body; nucleus; CCR4-NOT core complex. The transcript has 2 exons. Gene Ontology annotation, biological process: nuclear-transcribed mRNA poly(A) tail shortening; regulation of DNA-templated transcription.
UAUUCCAACUGGCACCGUCUUCGCAUGUCCAGCAGACUUACCCCUCUCUAUAGCAAAUGGAAAAGUUCAAAGCUGUUGAGAAAGCCAUGAAGACCAAGGCUUACUCAAAGGAAGGACUAUCUGCCGCCGCCAAGCUGGAUCCUAAGGAGCAGGCCAAACUGGACGCGGGCGAGUUCCUCGGCAGCAUGGUCGAUGAGCUGGAGCAACAGAUCGAGACUCUUGAGGCCGAGAGCGAAUCAAUACAGGCAACCAUGAAGAAGGGGAAAGGCCACGCGGCGAAGGCGGAGCGCAUCGCCGAAAUCGAGCGCAUCAUCGAACGGCACAAGUGGCACCAGGGGAAACUCGAGUUGAUCCGGCGCUCGCUUGAAAACGGGGGAGUUGACGCCGAGCAGGUUCAGGAUCUUGGGGAGAAUAUCAAGUACUACGUGUCGGACGGCAUGAACGAGGACUUCAUGGAGGACGAAACCAUGUACGACGACCUGAACCUGCAAGACGAGGAGGACCAGUACGGGAUGAACCUGGACAACGACAAGGUAUCCUCACAAGAUACCCAGUCGAUACAAGAAGACGCAAACCAGGAGGCCGAGACGAAGCCCAGCGGCCCGUCAGGAAAACAACGGAGCGCGGUUGAUGCAGUGGCAGCGUCGGCUGUGCGGCGGCCAUCGACGCAGCUCAAGUCGCCCCUCCCUACCCUUGCGACCGUGCACAGUACUCCGCUACCGACCCUCAAUACUGGCUCUUCGGCCACUGCGGGCAUGAAGCCGGCCACGGCGCCGACGAGGCCCGCAGGUGAGGGCUUGAAGUAUGCCAGCGCUGCAGCGGCAGCUGCCAACAACGUCGGCAUUGCCCCGUUACCACCACCGCCCCCAGCACCAUCCAGUGUCAGCGGGGCCUCAAUACCGGCACAAGUAAGGACAAGUGCGGCAAACUCUCCCAGCGUCCCGUCCAUACAGCCGGCCUCACAGGAGAAGGCGUCCAACGCGAACGUGGCGCCGUCAAGCGGGGCGACAGCGGCAAACCAGUCGCACAAGACGCCGGCGAAAGGAAAGGCGGUGGCGCAGGCAAGCCCCGCCGAUACUGCCGACGGGGCAAAAGGGGCGCAAGCAAACGGCGCGGCCAAUGGCAUUCGACCAAUCGAGGAGACCGAAGAGGAAGAAGAGUCGAUCUACCACCUCCCUGCCUCAUUGCAAGAUCUUGUCGAGUCAUUCGAAGUCACGAAGAAGCGACCUGCGCCGAUCAACGCGCCCGCAACCCAGAGGAUGCAGGCUGCCUCCGAGGCGAACAAGCCUGGUAUUUUGGACUCCGAGCCACCACGAAACUAUCAGCCGGAUGUGAAGUUUCAUUCUCACACGCGCUAUCCGCAAGAACCGCUGUCUAUCUUUGACGAUCCUCGGCUGUAUAGCAGGAUCGACCCGGACACGCUCUUCUACGUAUUCUACUACAAGCAGGGCACUUACCAGCAGUACCUCGCCGCUCGGGCGUUGAAAGAUCAGAGCUGGAGGUUCCACAAGCAGUACCAAACGUGGUUCCAGAGACACGAGGAGCCCAAAUCGAUAACAGAGGAGUUUGAGCAGGGGACAUAUCGCUUCUUCGACUAUGAGAGCACAUGGUACGACCAGAUCUUUGGGGAAAAAAUGUUCCGCACAUGUGAUCAUUCGAUGGCUAACCUUGAAGCAGGAUGAAUCGGAGGAAAGCUGACUUUAAGUUCGCGUAUAAAUUCCUCGAGGAUG